Messenger RNA from Selaginella moellendorffii, 1232 nucleotides. Its product is annotated as manganese-dependent ADP-ribose/CDP-alcohol diphosphatase-like. The record is from RefSeq and is a predicted model, not a curated record. Gene Ontology annotation, molecular function: 2',3'-cyclic-nucleotide 2'-phosphodiesterase activity; manganese ion binding; ADP-ribose diphosphatase activity. Lineage: Eukaryota; Viridiplantae; Streptophyta; Lycopodiopsida; Selaginellales; Selaginellaceae. Bases 264 to 1154 code for a protein of 296 amino acids. The transcript is spliced from 10 exons.
AGGUGAGGCUCCCGGACCGGAAGGCCUGCUGGAUUUCUUCCACGCUCGCCUCUAGGAUGGGCGAUCGAGUGCCGGAGAGAGAGCACGCCGCGAGCAGCACCGCGACGCCAGGACAAGCAUUUCUUGGAGGAUCAUGAAAAGGUGGUAAGCUUGGAUUUUGUCAUAGAGCAUUGGUCUAUACGAAAAAGAUGCCAAGAGCCAGCCAAAACUGACUUGGUCUUUCGUUUUAGCACUGAUAGUAGUAUAGUACUAGUGUUCUCUCCAUGGCCGAGGAUCAUUCAUCCUUUUCGUUUGGGGUGAUUGCGGAUGUUCAAUUUGGGGACAAAGACGAUGCUGAGGCAUCGGAAGGCAAUGGACGCAUCAAACGAUACAGGGAGGCUCCACAGAAACUGUCUAAAGCUGUGAUGCACUUCAACUCUAGAAGGAGCGAAUUGGAGUUUGUUCUUUCACUCGGAGACAUUAUCGAUGGGAACGUCUCGCCAGAGAAAACCACCGAAGACUUUGAGACGAUCCUGGCUGAACUUCAAAAGCUGGAGCUCCCAGCGUUCCAUGUUUUGGGAAACCACUGCUUGUCAUUGCCGAGGGAAUCAGUCAUGGCACAACUUGGGAUGCCAGCUUCUUACUACGUGCAAGAAAUGAGCCAUGCUUGGUCUCUGGUAGUUCUUGACACAAUGGACAUGAGCACGAAGUGGUCGGAGGACACACAAAACUUCAAGGAAGCCACGGAAUUUCUUCACGCACAUCCUUUGGGCGACGAUCAUCCCCAAAUGUCUUUGUCGAACGGGGGCAUUGGAUCCAUCCAGAUGUCCUGGCUCAAAGAAGUGAUAGCAAACGCAGAGAGGAACAAGAUCAAACUUAUUGUAGCGGCACACCAUCCGGUAGUAGCCGGCUCGGCUCCGGACGGCCUUCUAGCUUGGAACCAUCAAGAGAUCUCCUCGGUGCUCGUGGAAAGCUCAGCCUUUGUGCUCUUUCUGUGUGGGCACCACCAUCCGGGUGGCUACGCAUGUAUCAAUGGCAAGCACUUUGUCACCGUGCAAGCCAUCUUGGAAGCUCCAACAGGCUCACAGGCUCACGCAGUGGUAAAUGUGUUUGAUCGUCACAAAAUCACCAUACAAGGCACCGGUACUGUGAUCAGCCGCGUCCUGGAAAUUUGAUUAAGCCAAAGUUCCUCUAGAAUCAUGAGCUCAAAGUCCAAUGCUUCAUGCUAAUGAAAUACUUUUAAGUUGACUGCA